AUGUUAACUGAAGUUGGUUUUCAAAAAAUCUAUAAACAGUUCUUCCCACAAGGUGACCCUACCGAAUUCGCUUCAUUUGUAUUUAAAGUAUUUGAUGAAAAUAAGGAUGGAGCUAUCGAAUUUCACGAAUUUAUCAGGGCGCUUUCAAUUACUUCAAGAGGGAAUCUGGACGAAAAGCUACAAUGGGCAUUUAAGUUGUAUGAUCUUGACAAUGAUGGAUUUAUAACUCGAGAGGAGAUGCUUUCUAUUGUUAGAAGCAUAUAUAAAAUGGUUGGAUCAACCGUACGGUUACCAGAUGACGAGAAUACACCAGAAAAAAGGGUCAACCAGAUAUUCCAAAUGAUGGAUAAAAAUAAUGAUGCACAACUAUCACUUGAUGAAUUUAAAGAAGGGGCCAAGGCAGAUCCUUCAAUUGUUCACGCGCUAUCGUUGUACGAAGGUGUCGCUCCAUAG
Molecule: messenger RNA, 453 nt
Organism: Enterobius vermicularis (human pinworm)
Lineage: Eukaryota; Metazoa; Nematoda; Chromadorea; Rhabditida; Oxyuridae
Source: the annotation of a GenBank genome assembly